Messenger RNA from Sardina pilchardus (European sardine), 2624 nucleotides. RefSeq names its product rapunzel (gene rpz). Bases 319 to 1011 code for a protein of 230 amino acids. The record is from RefSeq and is a predicted model, not a curated record. Lineage: Eukaryota; Metazoa; Chordata; Actinopteri; Clupeiformes; Clupeidae. The transcript is spliced from 4 exons.
CUGUCGCUGUUUGAAUACAAAGGGCCAGGGCGCAGAACGCACCAACUGUCAAGCGCUAUAGGCUACGGUUAAGGCCAGCAGUGUAUUUCAAGAUUACUUCCUUGAAUUAAAUUGCAGAUCAGGCUCAUCACGGGAUUUCUGGGAAGAAGAAGAUCAGUACAGAUUGGGACUUUGGAGAGGGAGGAAGCACUCUGAAAAGGUGAUAUCUGAAUCAUAUGCCACUCUCCAGGAGUUCUUUAAGACACCAUAAACAACUUCUCUUCCAAAGAAGACUUCAACCCAGGCUGUUGCCGGCCUGCUGCCUAGUCUCCUGCUGCCAUGGCGGACACCGACAUUGAGAUCCUGGAGGACCGCGACAAGUUGAAGCGGAGCAUGGUGAAGGUGCUGGAGUGCGUGGCCACCAUCUCGUCGGCGGCCGCCGUGGUCAAUCCCAUCUUCGGCGUGGCCGGCUCGCUCAUCCGCGUGGUGCUGCACCACAUCGACGACGAGGAGAUCAAGACGCUGAAGCGCGAGUUCGGCACCGUGCACCGCGCCCUGGACGAGCUCUCGCAGCAGCACCGCAGCGCCCUGCUCCAGAUCAAGAAGGAGACGCUGGACGGCCAGUACUGCCGCGUGGAGGAGAACCUCCGCAACCAGUUCCGCAAGUUCAUGGAGGUCGUGGAGGCGCGUCCGGGCACGCACCAGGAGCGCAAGAAGGACGACUUCGAGGAGAGCUACGCCAACGACAUGGGCGACCAGAACCUGCACACGCUCUACGAGGGCGUGAUGGGCAAGCCCAAGCUGUUCAGCCGGCCCAUCCUGGAGGUGUACUUGAAGCACUCGCAGGGCGACCGACGCAUCAUGGAGCGCCUGUGCACGCGCCUCACCUACCUCUUCUGCAUCGGCCUGAUCGCGCUCAUGGGCUACGCCGCCAUCAUCGGCGACGACGAGGAGGGCCUGAGCGAGGAGUGGACCGAGAAGAUGGAGAACGUCCAGGAGCGCAUGCAGGACGUGCUGCGGAGGUGCAAGUGAGGAGGCCAGAGGAGGCGAGGAUGCUCCCUCCCGACUGCUCCUUCUUCUCAUGUUAACAUGCAUUGGACCUUCCUCCCUCAAAGACACUUCCUUUCUCUCUCUUCUCCUCUUUGCCUUUUCUUACUGUGGUUUCAUUCUCUGUAUGCAUACAGCAAUCCGAGAUUCCACUCCUAAAGCUCUUGGUAUAGCCAGCAGGUGACCCAGAAUGUUGUAGAGCUCGAGAGGUUCCCAGGCUGUGAUGCAAACUGCACUUUCUCUUUCACUCACCUGUGCUUGUGUACUGUUCAGGUCUGAUAUUUUUUCUGUUAUCUCUACACUUCUUUUUUUUCCCCAACAAUCGUAGUGACUUCCCGGUGGCUUUGCGAGGGUACGAAACUAGCUCUCAUACAGUCGUUGUUCAGGCAUAUUUAGCAGCAGUUAGGCAGAUUAGCAGCAGCAGAAAGGCAGUUCCACUAUCGUAUUCUACCAUAAUCUCGCGUCCUACCAUGUGAGAUAGAGUCUUUAAGAGCAGUGGCGUGAAACAAUAUAGCCUCAUAUGCAUGACUGGUCUGUGAUCACACUAUAGCAUUAACCACAGGAAGACAAACCUGGAGGUGAUAUGAAAAACACUAAUACACUUGCUAAUACCACUGAGUGAGCAGCCUCACACACACACUACAGCUAUUACUACUAUCUAUUACACCACAAUACAGGUUCAUGACCCUAUGAGAAGUGGACAUUAUGGCACUAUUCAUGUUCCACAAUUUACCAGAACAAAUGAUUCCAUAUGCUACCACUACUAUCACGCAACCUGCUUUUUUUGAUCACUUAAACAAGCCAAUUUCUUCUUCUGCCGGCUUCUUAGUUUGGCAAGAUCCAGCUUUACUCUCAAAAAAGAACACUAUAGACCAGCACUACCCAAAAUAGACCAUAACACUACAUUCAGUUUGAUGGGAAUUCUGGUUUCAUAACACCUCAUUGUUCAAGCACUACAACACACACACACACACACACACACACACACACACACACACAUUGUGCUGUAAACAGUACAUCAUAUUCUUUAGGCAUGGAAUAUUAUGAUAAGAGAUGUGAAAUAAUGCCGUAACAAACAAGUGAGUUAAAAGAAAAGGUCAACAUUCUAUACAUAGGAAUGCAUAGCCCUCUGGUGAAUGCUCUGUUAAAGAAUCAAGUCAAUUAUGUUUUAUUAAAAUGAAGAUAUACAUGUUUUGUUUAUCAUGCACAUUUUUGCCAUUAUACUUUGUUAUUAUUAUUUUUUUUAUUUAGUCAAAUUCUAAUUUUCAUGUCAUUUAAUUAAUGGCAUUUAUAUAUUUUUCAUACCUUUCAAAUUGUUUUGACAAAACGCCUUCAGUGCCUCUAUGGUGUAAUACAUGUUAUGCUCCAAGGCUUCAAGUUUCAUGUGUUUCAAAAUUGUCUAUAAAAAGAUUUGAAAAAAUAUGUUCAGCAGCAAAGCAUUGCUGUAUUGACAAAUUCACUCAUAUUUAGUUGAAGGAAAGUCCAACUGGACAUUACAGGACGCUAAUGUGUUCUUGUGAUAUAUUCAGCAAUUUCCCUAAAUUAUGUGACGUUUAAUUCUCUGUUGCAUAAUGCUUCCAAUAAAUAUAUAUAACAAA